GCUGCGCCGACGCACGCCGACGACAGAAGCGUUCCUCUCGCGCCGAGUACGCUCGCGCCUAAAGAUUUAUCGGGCCGCGUUGAAAAAAUAAUUGGAUAUGUGAUGGAGGGACAAGACUGGCGAGAAUGGCGGCAAGACGGUCUGGUACCGAGCAGCCAGUGUCCGCGCAGCACGUACCUGCCUCAGCCACUGGGAGACAGACUCCAUCAUGAGCCCCCCGAUCUGCCUCCGCUUCACCACCCUAUUAGAGAUACGUCGCUAUGCACACGCAGCACCUACUCACCCCUACAAGCGCUCAGCGAGAGUACCUGCCGCGACCACGGCGCCCACUCUGCGCCACCGCCGCAGCCGCUGCCGCCCAGGGUGAUAUCAAACAACCAGAACAUGACGCUGCAUCCAGCAGUCGCCAGGUGCACAGCAACAUUGGAGUUAUCAGCUCUCUGGCGCAGCUUUCACGAGCUAGGAACUGAGAUGAUAGUGACCAAAGCUGGGAGAAGGAUGUUCCCUGCAUUGCAAGCGAGGUUGGCUGGUCUUCUGCCCAACGCUGACUAUCUGUUGCUGGUGGACUUUGUGCCGCUUGAUGAUAAGCGAUACCGAUACGCUUUCCACAGUUCAAGCUGGGUAGUGGCGGGUAAAGCGGACCCGGUGUCCCCGCCGCGCAUUCACGUGCACCCCGACUCCCCCGCCCCGGGCUCGCACUGGAUGCGCCAGCUGGUCUCCUUCGAUAAGCUCAAGCUCACCAACAACCAGCUCGACGACAAUGGACAUAUAAUCCUGAACUCGAUGCACCGCUACCAGCCGCGGCUGCACGUGGUGUACCUGCCGGCUGAGGGGCAGGCGCCUGCGCCGGCUACCGUGCCCUACCGCACCUUCGUCUUCCAAGAGACAGGGUUCACCGCUGUCACCGCCUAUCAGAACCAUAGGAUAACGCAGCUGAAAAUAGCAAGCAAUCCAUUCGCAAAGGGAUUCCGGGAUUGUGAUCCAGACGAUUGCCCCCCGGAGCAGCAGCAACGCCCGGCAGCGCGCAGGCGCGAGGUGCCGCCGGCCGAGGCGUGUCCGCAGCUCGCGCAGCCCUACGCCGCCGAGCCCAGCGCUUGCGGACCACUAUACGCUGCCCAUGCGCAUACCGUCAGAUACCAACCCCACGCGAGUCACAACACGGCGUACAGCGCGUACUACGCUCACAGGUAGCUUACCCUACCACGGUAUAGUGUAGAGGUAUGUGAUUAAUUGAUUAGUGAACUGAAAGACAACCGGGGAUUGCUAAUAUAACGGACAGCUGCAGGCAUGGCACACGCGACGCGACAUAUACCGCGGGCUUCGAUAUGUAGACGCAACGUAUGCUGUUAAUGUAAGUUAACGUCAAUUUUAUAGACGGUCGUUAGGCUUACGAUCAGAAAGCAAUCAAUCAAAUAUACACACAUAAUUAAAACACAUAAUAACGGGUUCUUACCGCGUUUAAAAUAGGAAUAUGAGACUCCCGAUAUUUCGACACUGUUGCAAGUGCCAUGAUCACGGGAUGACUGAUGAGAUUGGACUGGAGUAGGUAGAUCCAUAAUUUAACGCGAAGCGGUUUUUUAUUUUUAACGCGGUAAGAACCCGUUAUUAUGUUUUUUAAUUAUGAUAAUAACCUAAAACAAUGUAUACACACAUAAGUACAUGAAACGAUAUGAAAAUACAUAAGUAUAUAAGAGAGAUUACAGUUAGAAGAAGCAUCACAAUUGGCGACCUUGUUGCUCGAAGAAUUUUCUUUGACCAAUAAGGUCGCGUAGAAAAGAAGAAGUCCCAAAUUAUUUGUCAAAAAACAUGUCACAAAUUACUUCAGCGUAUGCGUAUGAGGAAUUUUCCAGGCUACGUUCCUCAAAAACAAUAUAGAUGGAGCUGUACAGAUUUUCAUUCGUUUAACCUUUUAAUUUCAUGGAUAACAGACAUAUUAUGUAACUUUCAUCUUUGCUUUUGGGUAUAAAUAAUGACCCUAGUUAUUAUACCCAGGCACAACACACCUUCCACCAAUUAUUAUUCUGAUCAUGGUAGCAAGCAACAAAGAUAUUGUUGAAAUGGUGUUAAUAUUUCGGUGGCUUAGGUUUAAUGUAUUAUUUUCGAAUCAAAACGGAGAUUGGAGCGCAGGCAAACACCUCCUAAAUUUAUUUUAAGCCCUUUCCGUUUCGGUGGUUACAAAUUCUAUAUCACAUUUUUGAAUAAUUAUAUAAGUACCCGAGUGAUGAGAAAAUAGUUAAUUAUCACGUUAAAUCUCGACAACGCUUCUAUAUUGUUUUUGGGAAACAUAGCCUAUUAAGUCCUUCAUUAUUAUUGGUCUGUGAUAAUUGUCGCGUCGCUUAUACCAUGCCACACCACUGGUGCAAGUCAUGGGUGAUAUCCUAAAAAUAUUAUUUAUAAGUGUGAAGAACUUUCUUUAAUAAAACUGGGGGGUUAAAAUGGCCACAUCGAAGCAAUUCAUCUAAGAAAGCAAUAUUGAAAUUUGACAUUUGCGCAUAUAUAUAAAAGUAAGUGCGCAAUGUAAACAAAUGCAAUAUUGCUUUCUUAGAUGAAUUGCUUCAAUGUGGCCAAUUUAACCCCCAGUUAUUUUGUCUGUCAUUUAUAAUAUUGUUGAAAUGGUGUUAAUAUUUUGGUGGCUUAGGUUUAAUGUAUUAUUUUCGAAUCAGAACGGGAUUGGGGCGCAGGCAAACACCUCCUAAAUUUAUUUUAAGCCCUUUCCGUUUCGGUGGUUAAAAAUAACAUGAAUUAACUUAAAAUAAAUUUAGAAAGAGUUUGCUUGCACCGGCAGCACUAAGUAUUUGUUUAAUAUUUUGAUUGUAAUUAAUAUCAAAAUGUAGAGAAACAUACGGUUGAAAAAUAAAAUUUUUGUUGAGACUGUUUAAGCGAAAUAUUUAUUUACUUACUUACAUAAAGUUUAAACCAAAAAUUUAAUACCAAAAUGUAACUGGACCAUAUUGUAAUCAUUUAAAAUAAAAAUACCAAGUACUUAAGUAGAGCAAUAAUUACCGCAUAUUUAUCUUGUAUGCAAUGUGAAAUUCUUCAUCUUCAUACCGUUAUCCUGCCUUUGACUGGGUCCGCAUACCUUACCUGAAGAUUUGACAGGUCUGGGUUAUACAGGGUGUUAGUGACAUCGUAACGAAAACUUUGAGGGGUGAUUCAGACCUUGAUUAUGAGUUCAUAUCAAGUGGAAUUUUCCGUAUGGAAAAAAGUAUGAAAUGAAUUUUCUGAAAGGAAAUUACACUUGAUAUCAACUCAGAAUCAUGGUCUAAAUCAUCCCCCUCAGAAUUUGGUAUGGUGUCACUCCCAUACGCACUUGUACGGGGUGUAAGUAACAUCAUAACGAAUACUAAGGGGGAUGAUUCAGCUCUUUAUUCUGAGUUAAUAUCAAGUGGAAUUUUCCAUCGUUAAUUCCAUUAAAAUCAUUUUAUAUAUUCACUCGUGACAUUAUUGACCCAACCGAGUAUCGAACCGUCUGGUUUGGUCAUCAGGGUGGCAGCCAUUACAUUGAAGAUGUCAUCAGAUGACUAGUACUUUUCAUAACAUUUUUAUAAUUGUAGAUAUUAUUUAAAUUAGACCUUGUAAAGUAAUAAUUACAUCAUUUUACAUCGUAACAAUGUGCCUUCUCUUGUGAUAGAUAAGCCAUGUAUUAUGGAAACCUUGUAUUUUGUAAUGUUACCAAUACAUAGGUGAUAAUGUUAGAGUGAGCCCACACCAUGCGACAUCGCACCGUUGCGACGCUUGAAAGCCAUGAACGCUUUAACGCAACGCUAAGUCACACAAAAAACGAUGUAAAUACGAAUGACAAGCGAAUAAGGGAAAAUUUCGGCAGCUUAUCCCAUUUCCACAUUUAACUUCGUUUUUGUUCGACUAAGCUUUACCUUAAAGUGAAUGUAUCUGAGCUAGGCGCAUUAUUAGCCAUGCCGCUCCGACAUUCUUUAUUUAUUUAUAUUAUAGAUGUCAAUGAACGAGGAGCUCGGUGGCGCAGCGGUAAACGCGCUCGGUCUGCGAUUGUUGAAGUUAAGCAACUUUCGCAAAGGCCGGUCAUAGGAUGGGUGACCACAAAAAAGAAAAGUUUUCAUCUCGAGCUCCUCCGUGCUUCGGCACGUUAAGCCAUUGGUCCCGGCUGCAUUAGCAGUCGUUAAUAACCAUCAAUCCGCACUGGGCCCGCGUGAUGCUUUAAGGCCCGAUCUCCCUAUCCAUCCAUAGGGAAGGCCCGUGACCCAGCAGUGGGGACGUUAAUAGGCUGAUGAUGAUGAUGUCAAUGACAUGCCGAACGUUGCAUUACGAUGUCUCGUGGUGGUCAGAUCGUUAAAAUCAUAGUAACAAUAAUACAUCAAUGAAUGCGUUGUCAUAGUGACGACGCAACGAAGUGACAACGCCGGUGUGGCCUCUCUUAGUAGCAUUCUUCUACAUUUCAUUAGAAAAUGAUAAGUCGAGUGCCUCAACCAAGUGCCAAAUGUAACCAAAGGAUUUAGCUGUAAGAUAGAAUAAGAAAGUUUGUAUAUUUAUUAUUAUUAAUGUAUUAAAAAUUAUUAAAGUGGAAA
Molecule: messenger RNA, 4541 nt
Organism: Pectinophora gossypiella (pink bollworm)
Lineage: Eukaryota; Metazoa; Arthropoda; Insecta; Lepidoptera; Gelechiidae
Product: T-box transcription factor TBX1-B-like
Exons: 9
Coding region: 103-1191 (362 amino acids)
Biological process (GO): positive regulation of DNA-templated transcription; regulation of transcription by RNA polymerase II; cell fate specification
Cellular component (GO): nucleus
Molecular function (GO): DNA-binding transcription factor activity, RNA polymerase II-specific; RNA polymerase II cis-regulatory region sequence-specific DNA binding
Source: RefSeq, a predicted model, not a curated record